AUGAGUUCCGAACGUGCCCAACCAUCCAAAAGGCGAUGUGUCAGCACAGCCUGUGUCGCCUGCCGCAAAAGGAAGUCAAAGUGUGAUGGAAACCUGCCCAGCUGUGCAGCUUGUUCCUCAGUAUAUCAUACACCUUGUGUAUAUGAUCCAAACUCGGAUCACCGCCGCAAAGGUGUUUAUAAGAAAGACACUGAUACAUUGCGGACCCGAAACACCACCCUACAGACUUUGAUACAGGCAAUAUUGAACUACGAGGAAGCAGAUGCUUUCGAUCUAGUACGUCAGAUUCGCUCUUGCGAUGAUCUCGAGGAUGUAGCGGCUUCCGUGAUCGCCCAGGAGAAGGGGCUCAUGUCUACGGACCAAGCAGCAAGGGAGUCAGCCAGCAAUGAGAAUAUUGCCGGGAUAGAUCAAUUCGAGUCAGAGCUGGCUGGCAAGAUGAGUGAGCUCAUGCUUGACGGUUCUCGCAAAUUUAUUGGAGGUACCUCGAACCUCAUCUUCUUGCCACCAGGCUCCGAGCUGCAUGAAUCUGCUUCGAUUCAAAACAACGUCGCCCUCGAUGCCGAUAAUCAGACACACGCCGUGAGUCGGUGGACCGAAGUCACAGACGACGACUCACUAAUCAGCCAUCUGAUGACCAUGUACUUUACAUGGCACUAUCCGUUCUUCACUACCUUAUCCAAGAAUAUGUUCUAUCGGGAUUACAUCCGCGGAGUUUCCAGUUCAUAUUGCUCCGCACUACUCGUCAAUUCCAUCCUAGCUCUGGGCUGUCAUUUCAGCUCAUGGCAAGGUGCUUUUGAGGAUCCCCAGAAUCUUGCAACAGCGGGAAAUCAUUUCUUCAAAGAGGCGAAGCGACUCGUAUUGGAAAAUGACGAACAUGAGAAUGCGAAGCUCUGCACUGUCCAGGCAUUCGCACUUAUGUCUGUCCGGGAGGCAGGAUGUGGCCGUGAAGGAAAAGGCUGGGUCUAUAGUGGUCUCAGUUUCCGCAUGGCUUUUGAUCUAGGGUUAAAUCUCGAUUCGGCAAAUCUUGGGGCGCAUAGCCUUAGCGACGAAGAGAUUGAUGCUCGGCGGGUCACCUUCUGGGGUUGCUAUCUCAUUGACAAAUGCUGGUCAAAUUACCUCGGUCGUCAACCCCAGUUGACCUCGACCAAUGCUAAUGUGCCCAAGUUUGAUGUGUUGCCACAAGAAGAAGCAGAGUUAUGGUCGCCCUACACUGAUUCUGGAGUUGGUCACGAGCACACGCAACCAUCGCGAACCAGGGCUGUCGCGCUGCAAAUAUCCAAGCUGUGUGAGAUCAGCAGCGAUGUACUUGUGUUCUUCUACCAUCCAACCGAACUCGAAAGUUCCCAGCCCAAACAGUCGGAACUGAAGAAACUGAGCGAUGUUCACACCCGGCUCGAGGCGUGGAAAAACAAUCUGCCUAGGGAACUAGUGGCAAAAGAAGGACAGCUACCACAAGUGCUUGUCAUGCAUAUGCUAUAUCAGCUUCAGAUAAUUCACUUAUACCGACCAUUCCUGAAGUAUACCAAGACCAAUACGCCACUUCCUUCCCAUGUCUCACCUCGCAAGAUAUGCACACAGGCCGCCGCGACGGUUUCCAAGUUGCUGCGCAUAUACAAACGAGGAUACGGACUGAAGCAGAUUUGCAACAUUGCCGUCUAUAUUGCCCACACUGCAUGCACCGUCCAUCUUCUCAACCUCCCCGACAAAAAUGCCCAGAGGGACGUGAUACAUGGCCUCAAGAAUCUCGAAGAAAUGGCAGAAGGCUGGCUCUGUGCUCGACGUACCCUCCGUAUUCUCGACAUAUCCGCAAACAAGUGGCAAGUAGAGUUACCACCCGAAGCAAUCUCCAUCUUUGAACGAACACAUAACAAAUGGGGGUCCUGGGGCUCUUGGGACCAAGCGACUUCCCCCUCAACAUCCGACGAUUAUCCCAUCGCACCCGUGUUACAACCCCCCACAACUCCAAGUCGAUUUUCACCAUCUGGGCUCCCAUUCCCACAUUCUCACACCGAACCCAUACCCAUGGUUGACACGCCGAUGGGCCCUCAAUACGGGCCCAUCGCCGCCGUCCCAAUAUCGUUCCCCCCAUGCAAGGAAUGCGUCCACCUCAAGCCCAACGGCCCGAAUUUGCCCCUCCCGAACCAACAUAUCUCCGGCCCCAAAUGGCCUACCAGUUCACUCCCCUCCAAGGAUCCGUUCCAGCCCCCUCUUCUCCCCAUCCAAACAAGUGAAAACCUGGUCGAAGAGAGCCAGGACUGGUGGUCGAGAAAUGCCAAUGCGUAUGGCAUCGGCAUGGAUGGUUGGAGUGGUACUUGGAAUACUACUCCUCAAAACCAGCCUUCUAUCAUUCAAUACCAGGACCGUAAUCUCAUGUCUGUCGCUCAGCCUCCUAGUACUGGUGAUGAGCAGCCUCAAGCUCCAGGGCGAAUGUCGACAGUUGGGUCGUCCUUGGAUCCCGAUGAUACUACUGGGUAUGGGGAUAGAUGGAAAUAA
Molecule: messenger RNA, 2493 nt
Organism: Penicillium samsonianum
Lineage: Eukaryota; Fungi; Ascomycota; Eurotiomycetes; Eurotiales; Aspergillaceae
Product: putative C6 transcription factor (NirA)
Exons: 6
Coding region: 1-2493 (830 amino acids)
Biological process (GO): regulation of DNA-templated transcription; DNA-templated transcription
Molecular function (GO): DNA-binding transcription factor activity, RNA polymerase II-specific; DNA binding; zinc ion binding
Source: RefSeq, a predicted model, not a curated record